This is a messenger RNA of Aphis gossypii (cotton aphid), 2531 nucleotides long. Its product is annotated as protein TAPT1 homolog. NCBI's taxonomy places the organism in Eukaryota, Metazoa, Arthropoda, Insecta, Hemiptera, Aphididae. Gene Ontology annotation, biological process: positive regulation of cilium assembly; maintenance of protein localization in endoplasmic reticulum. The record is from RefSeq and is a predicted model, not a curated record. The transcript is spliced from 11 exons. The coding region runs from base 443 to 1951 and encodes 502 amino acids. Gene Ontology annotation, cellular component: ciliary basal body; endoplasmic reticulum membrane.
GAAUAAAAAUAAUAAUCAAUGUUUAUCACUAUUAUUUAGAAUUUGUCAUUUACCGCGUAAAUACAAGACGUAUACUAGAUGGGCAUCAGACAAUGGUAGAGACUAUAGAGAAGCCAGCCCCUUUAUAUUAUCAAUUAUGAUAAUCGGUUCUUCAUGGGCAUUGGACGUGCGCUGUGCGAUAUUCUACUUUUUGUGCAACAGGUCGCGACACGGUCGAACACAACGGUGAUAAUGGUGAUAGCCGAUAGGUGACAAUUACGAUUUAUGACACGAGUACACGACAACGCUCGACCGUGCGAUGUCACUUGUCACUAUUGACUAUUAGGUGUCAUUUAGAGUAUUGGAGGUGGUCCAAAGUAACUUGUCUUCGUCGUCUGUUGUCUGAUUGCGUUAAGCACCUUAAGUUUCAGAGGGACUGUGAGUGUUCAUCAGGUUUCUCGGAAUGGACAAAGUCGAAAUUGCUACCAAAAAGUCUUCCAAUUUGGGAACUUUAUGGGAUUUUAUCCUUAUAGAAUUUAAUCGCGGAUAUUCUUUAGAAAAUGAUGAAAAAGAAUUUUCAGAUAGGAGAGAAAAAGUUUAUACUUUCAUGAAAGUACCCUUAGAAGUAGAACGAUUUAUCUUCUAUGGCAUUUGUCAGUGUGCAGAUUCAUUCCUGUUUGUUUAUACAUUUUUACCAUUGCGAGUAUUUGUAGCAUUAAAAUCAUUGAUUUGUAGUUCCUUAUCAAAAUUUAAGGACAAACAUAAUAAAAUUCAAUUAACUGCUGCGGAGAUUUGUGACUUACUAAAGAUGGCUGUACUAAUAAUAUGUUUUAUGAUGUUAGUACCAUUGGAUACGUCAAUGAUAUAUCAUUUAAUUAAAAGGCAAUCGGUUAUUAAGUUGUAUAUAUUUUUUAACAUGUUAGAGGUUGGAGACAGGUUAUUAUCACCAUUUGGCCAAGACAUUUUGGAUGCAUUAUAUUGGACCGCUACUGAACCUAAUACUAGUCAGCGUAAACAUUUUGGUGUCUUACUACAUUUUAUUAUUGCUGUGUUAUAUGUCUUGUUACAUAGUAUACUUGUAUUAUGUCAAACUACCAUAUUGAACGUUGCUAUUAAUUCAAGGCACAAGGCAUUACUACCUAUCAUGAUGUCCAAUAAUUUUAUAGAAUUUAAUGGAAACGUGUUUAAAAAAUUCAAUAAAAAAACUUUGUUCGAAUUAUCAUGCAGUGAUGUCCGUGAACGAUUUCAUCUAUUCAUAUUAUUGUUAAUGGUUGUAGUGCAGACAAUUAAAGAAUAUAAAUGGACUAGUGUGUUUACAGAAUCAUUUUGCGAGUUAAUGCUCAACUGCAUGUAUAUUUUGGUAUUGGAAAUGAUAAUUGAUUGGUUGAAACAUGCGUUCAUCACUAAGUUUAAUGAAAUAAAUUUGUCAGUCUACAAUGACUUUAUAUUGGACUUUGCUAAUGACACUGUACAAUCAUAUUAUAAAAAAGCAUUCAGUGAUCACUCGGAUUUAAUUGCAAGACGAAUGGGUUUAAUCCCAAUUCCACUCGGAGUAGUUAUAACUAAGGUUUUAACUAGAUGUGUGCCUUUUGAUGAACUAUUAAUGUCUAUAAUUAUUUUAUUGUCUAUAUUUACUUGUCUAUUCACAUUGAAAAUUGUUAAUCUUGUAUAUAUAUUAGGAACAGCCUCUAAGUUGAUAGACCUUCACAAAACGCCUUUGUUAAAAAAUAAUUUCAUCAUGAAUGACAUAGUGAAUACUACAAUAAGACCACAAAACAAAGACAAUAAACCUUCGCUAUUGGUUGAAGUGCCGCCAUUGGAACAUUUACCAAUUAUUAUGAAUAGUAAUGUAGAUAUACAGGACUCAUGCCUUGAUACACAAGUAAUAGAAGACAUUAAGAAAUCAGAUUUGUCACUCAGCGAUUCAAACUUAACCAUGGCACUUAAUCCUAAUAUAUUAAGUACAAAAUGAAGUUGAACAAUCAUUGAAAUAUAUAAGGUGAUUUUUUUAUUGAAAUACACUCAUUAUUUCAAAAUCUAUUAAUGUUUUCAAAAAUAUUUUUUCUUUCAUUAUCUUUAAAUAAAAUAAAAAAUUUUUUAAACAAAAUUAUACAUUUUGAAGUUGUUACUUUUUUCAUUGACGACACAUUUUUAAUUCCAUAAUCUGAAACAGAAUAUUUUCCAGAGUAUAUCAAUAGGUUAUAUAAUAUAUAUAUAGAUUGAAAUUCAGAUGAGUUGUUAAUGAGUAAUAAGUAUUUAAAGUUUAAGAGAGUGUAUUGGAGAGGUAUGGGAAUACCCUGUAAAAUAUUGGUUUAUUAUUAUACUUACCUAUUUUUAAAAAAUAAAUUAUAUUAUGACUCAUAACUACUUGUCCGAAUUUCGAUUUUUAUGUAAUGAAAUAUAACAAAAAAUAAUCUCCUACAGAAUUAAAAAUUAAAAAUGUGUAUAAAUAAAAUUUAACAUUCAAUAAAGUAAAGACUAACAAAAUAUAUUUUUUUUAAAUGUUAUUUUAUUUUGACUAAAAAUUAUGUAAAACAAUUUUUUUCUUUACU